This is a messenger RNA of Ctenopharyngodon idella (grass carp), 5304 nucleotides long. It is a transcript of the gene mchr1b, whose product is annotated as melanin-concentrating hormone receptor 1b. Gene Ontology annotation, biological process: neuropeptide signaling pathway. Gene Ontology annotation, cellular component: neuron projection; membrane. The transcript is spliced from 3 exons. The coding region runs from base 579 to 1664 and encodes 361 amino acids. NCBI's taxonomy places the organism in Eukaryota, Metazoa, Chordata, Actinopteri, Cypriniformes, Xenocyprididae. Gene Ontology annotation, molecular function: neuropeptide binding; melanin-concentrating hormone receptor activity. The record is from RefSeq and is a predicted model, not a curated record.
UCUCCAGGUUUCAUUAGCAAGACAACAUUUAAUCCUACAUUCGCAAACAUGUUUCCACUUUUCACUUUGUAGACACUUCAAACCCCUCUGAUUAAACCGCUCACUAAUUAUAAAGGCAGUCCCAGUGGAGCAAGACAUGCAAACAUUAUGCGGUGGAUAUGACAUCCCAAAUGGGAUUAGUUGCUGUAAAUAAACGUGAUUAAGGUAGUUCAGCAGCCAGUUAUGUGCAGUUUCCCGUUUCUGUACCGAAAGUGCCCUUAUGGAUGAUGUUCGUCACGUCAGCAGCAUCAGGCAGCAAAUCAGACGCUACAUCGAGCUCAACACACAACUCCUUUUCAGCGAGGCUCAUCUUUCCAGAUGUCCUGCGUAUCAGGAAUGAAUGAGAGCGUUAACAUCAUAUGAAGCACAUUUUGAUCGGACAAUGAAGCAGUGAAGUGCACACUAGUGAACUGGAGACAUAUUGGCAAUGUAGGAGCAUCAUUCGUGUAGAGCGCGUUUGAGGAGCUGUCAACUAGUGGAAUGCUUUUUUAAAGAGAAAUUAAAGGCAAACCCCUGGAGAUACUCAGAUAAAGUCUGUGAUGGAUUUCAGCGUGACCCGCACUGACAAUUCCAGUGAUGAGUUUAAUUCAUCUCAACAUUUAAAUGCAGACACUGACGAACAGUAUCACAAUGUUCUCAUGCCUAGCGUUUAUGGCGUCAUCUGCUUCGUCGGCAUUAUAGGCAACUGCAUUGUCAUCUACACCAUCGUCAAAAAGACAAAGUUCAGGGCGCAACAGACGGUGCCUGACAUCUUCAUCUUCAGUCUUUCAAUUGCAGACCUUCUGUUUCUCCUAGGCAUGCCGUUCCUCAUUCACCAGCUGGUGGGAAACGGUUCCUGGUGUUUCGGUGCCACCAUGUGCACCGUUAUCACAGCGAUGGACUCCAACAGCCAGAUUGUGAGCACCUACAUUUUAACAGUCAUGACUUUGGAUCGAUACUUGGCAACAGUUCAUCCCAUCCGCUUCAACCACAUUCGCACUCCAUGCGUGGCCGUGGCGGUCGUCGGCCUGGUGUGGAUCCUCUCGCUGCUGUCCAUCACGCCGGUGUGGAUGUACGCCGGCCUUAUGCCCCUGCGAGACGGUUCAGUGGGAUGCGCUCUGCUCCUCCCCAAUCCGGCUACAGACACCUACUGGUUUACUCUCUACCAGUUCGUGCUGGCGUUCGCUUUGCCUUUGGUGAUCAUUUGCGUGGUGUUUUUCAAGAUCCUCCAGAACAUGGCAGCCACGGUCGCCCCACUUCCCCAGCACAGCCUUCGCGUGCGCACCAGAAAGGUCACUCGGAUGGCAGUCGCCAUAUGCCUGGCAUUCUUUAUUUGUUGGGCACCUCAUUACAUCUUGCAACUGGCACAUCUGAGCGUGCAGCGGCCCAGUUACGCCUUCCUCUACGCCUAUAACAUCGCCAUCAGCAUGGGCUACGCCAACAGUUGCAUUAACCCGCUUCUCUACAUCAUGCUCAGUGAGACCUUCAAAAGACAAUUCAUCGUAGCCAUCCGGCCAGUGCACAAAGACUUCCGGGCUGAUCCGGGAACGGCCGAAGGGAGCGUCAGUCUACGUUUGGCCCCUGACGGAGCGCAGCAGUCCCAGUCCUCCCGGGAGCUGUUGCCGGUUACCGUGGCUGUACAUUGAAACUAUUAUCUCACCAGGAAACCCUGGGAAACUGCACUGAGUCAUGCUGAAGACAUUUUUGUGUGUGUCUAUAAUGAGCAUGCAGCUGAAAAGAAGUCUAUAAAGUGUUUCUGUGCAGGGAAAGAGAUAUGAUAUACUGUAUAUACACAACUCAUUUAUAGCAACACUUUUACAUCACAGUAAUUUACUGCCUUGCAGUGGCUUUUACAAUCAUUUGUUUUCUGUAAAAUAGGGCUUUAUAGGGUUGGUAUGAUAUGCAGUGGAGGUCAAAAUUAGAGGAUAACCGUCAAUUUUCUAAAUUUCAAGGUCAAUGCUUAGUCCUAUUUGAAGUUAUCCUAACAGGAGUUUUAAACAUAUUUCAUAAGUUAUAUAUAUUCUGAUAUACAGUAUAAAAAACUUAGGAUUAGUUCACCCAAAAAUGAAAAUUCUGUCAUUAAUUACUCACCCUCAUGUCGUUCCAAACCUGUAAGACUUAAUAAAGAAAAAGAUAAAUGGAGAUCUUUUUAAUGAAAUCUGAGAGCUUUCUGUCCCUCCAUUGACAGCCUACGCAACUACCACUUUCAAGCUCCAGAAAGGUAGUAAAGACAUCAUUAAAGUAAUCCAUGUGACUCCAGUGGUUUAACCUCACUUUUAUUUUUUGUUUUUGCAAAAAAACAUAAUUUACCACUUUAUUUACAAAAUAUUCAUCUCCAACGCGCGUUCGAGAGCACCACAAUGACCAGGGGUGCACAUAACUUUUUUGGUCUGGUUCUCAAGGGAGCACCUGGAGAUGUUGCUUGGUACUCACACUUUACGUGACACACUUAUCCUAAAAGCUGUCCUCAUCACAUGCUCUCCUCACUAUCUUCUUUUCUCUCGAACAUGGUAGAUGAUGAUAAUAAUGAUUUAUUUGUUUUUUUGUUUUUUUUACUAUCAUUAAUGACACAGACAACAGCAAGAAUAUUAGGCUGCUGUCACUUUAAGAAGGAAAGCGCGGACUGAAUAACUGACACACAUCCGGUUUCUUUCUCAACUGUUCACUUAUGACAUAACCGAGAGAAUACUUGCCGAGACAGGUAUUUUGACAUAAUUUUGUGUGUAUGUGUCCGUUUAUGCGCAAGUAAACGCGAAAGAGGAAUUAAUUCGGUGUUCGAGCGCUGUCUGACUCUCUCUCUCUGCGUGUGCGUGCGUUUCAGGGGUGUGAGUCUGUGUGCACAGAUAACAGCUCGCGAGUCCCGAUUUUCGCCUCUUCUUCUGCUUUUAAAAUAGUUUGAAUGUGUUAAUUGGUGAGACAAAACACGUCCAAAUGAUAAACUUUCACUCUAUGAUGGUUAAAUUUAGCAGUUAAUCCGCGAAUCACCGAACCGUUGCACGUUAUUCAUACGGAUCACGGAUUAACUGCGAUCCGUUGCACACCUAAUAAUUAAAUAACACACUUAUCAUCAUGAUUGCUAUCUUACCAGAGAUAGAGAAAAAUCCUACUCUAGUACAAACAAAGCACUCGUGUCGCUUCAUAAAAUUGAGGUUACACCACUGGAGUACUUUAAUCAUGUCUUUACUACCUUUCUGGGGCUUGAAAGUAGUAGUUGCGGAGGAUGUUAAUGGAGGGACAGAAACCUCUCCGAUUUCACUAUUAAGAUCUUCAUUUAUUCAUUCUUCAUUCUUAGAGGUUUGGAACGCCAUGUGGGUGAGUAAUUAAUGACAGAAUUUUCAUUUUUGUGUGAACUAACCUUUUAAAUGAGACAUUUGGAAAAAAUAAAUCAAAAUCAGAGAACACUUUCAGAUGCCUCCCAGUUAUUGUUAUUAAUCUGGCACAUGGUGCUAAUCUCCUUAAUUAUCUGACAAACCCUAUUUAACUCGCAGCAUUCCUGUUAGGAUAACUUUCCAAUUUUCUCUGACUUUGCAAGAUGGCGAGCCGCUCUAAGGUGACUGAAACCCUGCAACAGCAGGGUAUGAAGGCCUAACGGAUGACUCAUUGCAAGAGAAGUUGGUCGUUCCAAAUCUGUGAUUUCUAGAAGCAGCUUUAUAAUGACACUAAUUCAUUCAAGCCCACGUAAGACAAAUGCAUGAGAGGACAGGAUAAUGCAAAGACUCUUAAUUUGGAAUCGGUUCAACACUGCAACUGGAAUUGCUCGCCAGUACAGCUCUGAACAGGGUAAGGAUUUGUCUUGACAUACAGUGCCUUGCUGUAUGAGAUAAUUCGGACUGAAAGCCCACUCUGCAGUGUCCAAAAUGCAUGGCUAACCUUUUCUGAUGAGCAUGUUGCGUGGACAGAGGAGAACUGGUCUAAAGUUUAAUUUAUUUGAGUCAGAUGGGAAACAUUAUGUUCGGCGUCAAACUGGGGAAAGACUGAGUGCGUAAAGAAGUCAUUUAAACUUGGAGAAUGGUUUGAGUGAUGUUUUCUGAAGCAAGAGUUGGGCCUUUUAUACAUGGCAGAGUGAAUUCAUAUGUUUAUCAGAACCUCCUUCUGCAACAUGCAGUUCCUUCCCUGCGAGAAUCUCUCAGCCCGCAAUUUUUAUGCAAGAAAAUGCUCCCUGUCACACUGCAAAACGAUAAAGCAGUUUCUUGAAGCUAAGAACAUUGAAGUAAUGAAUUGGCCAGUCCAGACUGGCCAAACCCAAUUGAAAAUCUCUGGAAAAUCCUUGGUGACAAAUUAUGGCUAAGAAACCCGUACUGUGGAAGAGACUGGAAGAAGAGUGGACCAAGAUCACACCAGAGCAGUGUGAGAAACUAGCGAUGUCCUGCGGCUGCAGAUGUGCUGAAGUCAUUCAAAGCAAGGGCUUCUACACUUCCUACUAAUUUUUGACAUUUAUAUAUAUUGUUUUUGAAAAUCAUUUUUGCUCACCAAGUUUGCAUUCAUUUGAUGAAAAAUACAGGGGGAUAAAAUUGUAAUAUUAAAAGCAACUGUUUCUAUUUUAAUAUAUUUUGAAAUGUAAUUUAUUCCUGUGAUGGCAAAGCUGUUUUAGUACAUUAAGUUAAACUAAAUAAGUGAUAUUAACUUUUUUUUUUCAAGUGACAUUUUUUUUUUAUGGUUUUAGUUAACUAUAAUAACCCUGAUGUCAGUUUCUGCAUGUUACCCAUUUCCUCCUUACUAAGUCCAUAUAAAUGUCACAUUUUCUACCUCACAAGAGACUUGCUUGUUUUACAUUAUUUAUAAAAUCAUUUUGCAUUUUAAAGUCAUUGAAAAUAGUUCUUAUGAGCUAUUCUUAAUCAUGUUAUAACUAGAUUAGUGCUUUUUGUUGGAAACACAACUCUUGUUUUUGAUGUCAGUGUAAAUGUGUAAGUGCUGGUACUUGUUUUUGAUAAUAUGUGUUUUAUGUUGUCUUCUUUAAUAGUAUUGGUGUAUUAAAUCUUUAAAUAAUCUGUACAUAUAAAUAGCACCACAAAAUGUCCUUUAUUGUCACUAAGUAGGCUACUGGUAUGAACAUAUAGUAGGCCAUAGCAAAUUGUGUGUGUGUCUGUACAGAACAACACAACUAUAGGAUAUAUAGCCUUCACAAUACCAGCCAUUGUUCUUCUGAAAAGAGAGGUAAUUUGGAUGUAAAACAGUUUCCCCACAUUUUUAUGAGCAUUUUAUUUUUAUUGAAACCAGGUAUAAAAAUAUUUGCAUAAAAGAAAUUUGAAGUGCUCCAUUUCCUCUCAUGAUUGCAGUGGAAAAAUG